AAAACCGUAUUGACUAAGUAAACGAGAAAAGAAAACUAGCUAUCAAGUGAGAUAUUACCGUUGUCAGAGUAGAAAAAUCUAAACCAACAGAGAGAAAGCAGCCAUGGGAGCUCUUGAUCAUCUUUCCAACAUAUUCGAUUGCAGAGGUGGAAGCAACAGAAAGUACAAAAAGCGCAAGCAGUUACAGACGGUGGAGAUCAAAGUGAAGAUCGACUGUGACGGUUGCGAAAGGAAAGUGAGGAAAUCAGUAGAAGGAAUGAAAGGCGUAACGUCUGUAACUGUUGAACGAAAGCACCACAAGCUUACAGUUGUUGGAUACGUCGAGCCACACAAAGUUUUAUCUCGUGUGGCUCAUCGUACUGGUAAAAAGGUUGAACUUUGGCCAUAUGUGCCAUAUGAUAUUGUGGCACAUCCAUACGCGCAAGGUGUGUAUGACAAAAAGGCGCCAGCUGGGUAUGUGCGGUACGUUGAAGAUCCACACAACCAGUUGGCACGAGCCAGCUCUACUGAAGUUCGGUACACCACUGCUUUCAGUGAUGAGAAUCCGGCCGCAUGUUCCAUCAUGUGA
This is a messenger RNA of Lactuca saligna, 568 nucleotides long. Lineage: Eukaryota; Viridiplantae; Streptophyta; Magnoliopsida; Asterales; Asteraceae. The record is from the annotation of a GenBank genome assembly.